GAAAAACGCAUAUACAGGUAGCGGCUGAGUUCAAGCUGGAGAUAAGCUAAACCAUGGCGUCUCUGACUCCGUUUAUACGGCGCCGUUUCCUCUGCAGCAGCACCACCACCAAUGUCUCGAAGAAAUGGGCCGUGAAGGAAGUGACGAAGUCCAAUUUUUCCGAGUCCCUGGUGGAGUUCAAGGACCACCUGUCCAGCUCCGACUUCGUGGCCGUCUCGCUGCAGAAAACGGGGUCAUAUCGUGCGCCGUGGCACCGCCCUCAGCCCUUCGACACCGCCGACACGUCGUAUUGCAAGGCCAAGUACGCCGCUGAGCGCUUCCAACUCCUCCAGUUCGCCGCCUGCCCUUUCACUCUCAGAGCCUCCAAGCUUACUCCUUACCCAUACAACUUUGUCUUGUUCCCAAGGGAUGAAUUGAAGAUGGGGAUGCCAACUUAUAGCUUUUCAGUUCAAGCAUCACAUUUGACUUCCAUGGCGGAUGAAGGUUUUGAUUUCAAUGCCUGCAUAUAUAAUGGUAUUUCAUACUUGUCUAGAGCACAAGAAUCUGCGGCUAAAGCUCGGAUAGGGAAUCCGACUACCAGCAGCUAUGUAAUGAGCUCUUCUUCGACCCCUACUGUUGCUGAUACGGUUUUUGUUGAAAGAAUUAAAUCGCGAGUUAAGCAUUGGAAAAGUGCAUGUAAAAACACAAAGAAAGAUAAUGCUCUGCUGAGUUCCUUGAGAAAAAUUGUAAUGGGAAGUGAAAUUUACGGAACAAGACCCUGCAUGAAUCUAGAUGUUUGCAGUGAACGUCAAGUGCAGCUUGCUCUGGAGAUGUUGAAAGAGUUCUCUGAUGAACUUGUUCCUUUAAUAAUCCCAGCAAGGGGCGGAGGAACUCAGGCUGUUCGUGUUGUUUUGACAAGUUCUACCGCGGACAAGGACUUGUUUGAGAGAGAGCUCCAAAACCUUGAGGAGGAACAAAACAAGAGAGUUCGUGGAUUUCGAGAGGUGAUCGAUUUGAUUUCUGCUUCACAGAAACCUGUUGUCUCCCACAAUUCCCUGAACGAUUUCACAGUUAUUCAUUCAGAGUUUCUCUCUCCCCUCCCGACUAAUGUAGAUGAGUUCAUGGGUUCCUUGCACUCGGUUUUUACCCACAUACUUGAUGUCACCCAUCUGAUGAAGAAUAUUGGUCCUCUAAGAAAGAUGACCAAUAUUUCUGCAGCUAUUUCGUACUUGAAUAAUCAUUACUUCGCACCCAUUGAUAUGGAAAUUUUGCCCCAAGAAAGUGAAGGCAACAUUCAUAGGCAUAAUGUGGUGAAGAUGUGCUAUUUGUUUGCAAAGCUCUGCUCCAUUCUGAAAAUUUCCGACAACUCUAUGGUAUUUAACAAGGCAUUGUUGGCUCCAGCCAUCGAAGAGUACACAAACAUUUCCAAUCCAUGUUCUGACAGCCCCCAAGAAUCAACCAAUGAGGAUAUCAGAGUCUGGACAAAGAAUAUGAGAAAGGUCAGCUGUGAUCAAUUGGUAUUUUUAUGGGGAUUCAGGAGUGGGAUGACUGCAGGGAUGAUCAAGAGCUUGUUGUGCAAGUCACAUGCCGUCUUCUCUGAAGAAUUUGAUGUUCGGUUAGUGGACAAGAGCUGUGCCAUUGUUGUUUUCUGGCGACAUGGUUUAUCUGAAACUUUUUUGGAUGCCAUGAGCCGUGAAGAGAUUUGUGACUCUUUAAUGGAGAUCGCUUCGGAGGGCAUAAGAGCAUCAAGUUACGAAACUUACAAGAGAGUCUGCAGGUUAGGCUUAUGGGAGGCAGAUUUAGCGGAGUCCCUAGACAAAGCCUUGGAAGACUUGGACUACCUUGCGGAAGUUAAUUCAGCAACAAAUUCUAAAGAAAUUUAUUGGUCUAGCAACUCAGCGAUAAAUUUUGAUGACUUGUAAUAAUUAAAACUCCAUAUGUUAGAAAUGAGAUCAAUUUUGUUCUAAAACCCGUUGUACAA
Pyrus x bretschneideri (Chinese white pear) is the source of this 1960-nucleotide messenger RNA. RefSeq names its product poly(A)-specific ribonuclease PARN-like. The transcript is spliced from 8 exons. Bases 54 to 1901 code for a protein of 615 amino acids. Gene Ontology annotation, molecular function: 3'-5'-RNA exonuclease activity; RNA binding. The record is from RefSeq and is a predicted model, not a curated record. Gene Ontology annotation, cellular component: cytoplasm. Lineage: Eukaryota; Viridiplantae; Streptophyta; Magnoliopsida; Rosales; Rosaceae.